AUAUUAUAACUAUGGCGGGUCAUGGCUUUUAAAGGCCUCCAUUUCUAUGUCCUAAGUCUCUUGAGUUAUUUCAUUGCAGCGCACUCAAGUUCUCCAUUGAAGCGCACUCAACGUUCUCCAUCGAAGCGUUCUCCGUUGAAUCUAAUUCUUGUAUCCCCCAUUGAAGCAGCUUCUAAGGGCGGUCGCCCCUCCUGCCCUGCCUCAGGGACGGGCCUGAUUAUGAAUGGAUUGGACUGCUGUUCAUAGAUUGUGGGAUAAAUGGGCACCUGAUUAUGUAGGUUCAGGGCAACCUUUAAAGGCUGCAUUACUUGUCAACUAUGAUCCUACAGGACCCUCACGCCUCUUAUCAACCAUCGCAGAGCAAGAAGGAUAUAGAGCAGAUCCUAUUGAACUAAGUCAGUUUGUAAACUUUGUAAAGCGCAACAAGUUGCAGACUGAGACCUUCCUCCUUGGGCCAAAUGAAUACGUGGUAACUUCAAUUCAUGAGAACUGGUUUCAUGCAAGGUGCAUGAACACAACAAAGCCCUCAGGUGAAGGUGUCGUGGUGAUGCAAACAGCAGCAUUUCUCUUAGUAGCCUUAUAUGAAGGGUCAAUAGGAUCCGCGUCGUGUGCUGCUGCUGAUCAGUUUGCAACUCAGCUAAGUCGAAAGAGCUUUUGACUUCAAAUUGUUAGGGUGAGCGCGGAAAUGCCAGCAUCUUGUAAGAGUUUUUAAUAGUGAGAAAAAUAUUUUCCAAGAAAGGUGAUUUCCCAUUUUCUUGGGUUUGGUUUGGGAAGAAUGGGAAACAGGUUUCCCAAUUGUUAAAAAUACUAGUUCUCUGCAGGGUGUAAAGCAUUUUUUCUUCGUAAGGGAAGCCAUUCCUUUUGUUUAUCUUACAUUCCUCUUUCCCUUUUCCCCGUACCAUUUCCAUUUUUCAUUUUGUCCCCAACCCUUCUUGCAAGGAACCAAAUACAUGAAAUUAAUUUUCAAUUGUGGUUUA
Chenopodium quinoa (quinoa) is the source of this 977-nucleotide messenger RNA. RefSeq lists its product as uncharacterized. Bases 224 to 658 code for a protein of 144 amino acids. Gene Ontology annotation, molecular function: actin binding. The record is from RefSeq and is a predicted model, not a curated record. Lineage: Eukaryota; Viridiplantae; Streptophyta; Magnoliopsida; Caryophyllales; Amaranthaceae. The transcript has 6 exons.